AGUAAACCGGAAGUUUUUAACUGCGCCUGUCAGUCACGUGACUCGCUGCAUGUAGCAGUCCUCGGAGAGACGCCUCUGUCUAUAUUAAUAUUAGCCAGUGGACUAAAUUGACGGCAUUUUCAGUGUACAAGAAAAUGUGGGAAGGACCAGGACAAGGACCCAGAGGAAGACCUCCAUUUUGGGAUAAUCAUCAUGAAGACAUGUAUGGAAGAAAUCGCCCUACGCCUGAUUUUAGGGGUCGAGAUGAGAUGAUGGGCCACAUGGGUCCCCCUCUAGAUCGACCACCAAUGGACAUGAGGAGGAUGGAAGGUCCACCAAUAAGAGGCCACGACAUGGAUCCGUGGGAUAUGUGUGACAGAGAGCCAAACAGAGAUUAUUGCAGACCAGAUCAAAGGCCAGAUUACAGUUUCAGAGAGCAGUAUGAUGGCAAUGUCAGAGACACAAUCAUGAAUUCACCAGGUUUCAUGGGACCUGACAGGAACUCUGUUAAUAUUGGAGGCAGAGAUAUGCAAAACAGCAGAUUUAUGGACAUGAGAGGCAGGGACAUAUUUCCUGAUGAAAUUUCAUGGUUAAAUAAUCCCAACGUGGAUGACAGAAGAGGCUUUCCCAUGGAUCGAAUGGACAACAAUGAUGGAUUUAGGGACACGUGGCCUCCAAUAGAGACUGGUGAUAACGAUGGUUUUCAUAUGGAAAUGUCUCCCCAUGAAAGAAUGACGAUGGACUUUGACAGAAGAGGACCGCCACCGUGUAAUCAAAGAGGUGUAUUUGAUUCUGAUAGGGAUUUUAGGAAUCACCCUCCACCCCAGGCUGAAUUUGGAGGCAGGGAGCGCUCUCCAUUAAGAUUUGGGAAUGAUGUUCCUCCAAAGGACAGGACACGAUCUGAGAGGCCUGUAGAUGCAGCUGAGUUACAAAGUUCAGUCUUAACGAGUACAGAAAAGCUGCCCAGAAUUAGAGAGGGUACAGAUUCAAGUGGUAGUCCCCUUAUGGACUAUCGAAGUGGGGAAGAGAUGACUCUUGCAGAGGAAUGGAAGAAGCGACAAAAGAAGAAAAACCCUUACCCUGAUGUGAAUAAAAGUAAAGAAGGUGCAUCUGAGCCUGCUUACAUUUCCGGUUUUAGGAGAGACGUGAACAGUACAGGUCCACUCCCAUUUGCAGAGAGGGACAGACCACCCUUUGACUUCCCAGGAAAAGAUGUCCCCUUCUCACAUGGUGGCGACUUUACUCCAAUGAGUAGAAACCCCCCACAAGACACUAGACUACUUGCAAGAACUCCCCUUCCUGUCACGUCUGUAAGACAAAAUGAGGAUAAACACUGGCUUUCAGAAAGACCCUCACAACAAAGUCCACUCAAAUCCACGCUGUGUGAAGCGAUCCAUCGAGACAAAAACCUGCCCACUCAUGAGACAGUGAAACCAAAUGAUAGUUUUAAGCGACCAAACAAAGAUAUUCCACAAAGUGAGUCACAGACAAGGGGCAAUAUAGAAAAACUAGAGGAUUUCCAAAACCGUAGCACCGUAAAGGCCAGGGAUCAAGACUAUAGAGACAUUGAUUACAGGACAGGUUCUGUAAGAAACUUAGAGUUCAAACCGGAGGAUCUCCAAACAACACAACCGAUUAAGGAGUCCAAACCAGCUAUGCCUCUAGAAUUCAGUGAAUCUGGUUCUAAGGAUCAGGACUAUAGGAAUGCCUCAGUGGAAGACAAAGUGUCCACAACUAUAUCCAUUUUUGGGAUUCCAAAGACUGCUACGAUGGAGCAGAUUCUUGGCGCUUUAACAGUCCCGGAUGGUGUGCCACAACAGGGGAUGAAGAUAAAAAACAUUGUCCCAGGUUACAGCUACGAUACGGCCUAUGUGGAGUUUUUAAACCUCGAGGAUGCAGUCCACUUCAUGGAGUCCAACAAGGGGUCCCUAAAAAUUGGCACUAAAGCUGUUUCCAUGAGCUACUCCCAUCCAAAUCAGCAUGAUAUACGUGUUAAUGAAGCCCAUCAGACCUUACCUGCAGCCCAGCCAUCACAAUUGUCCAGACCUGACCAACCCCGAGAAGACUUUGAGCCCAGCCUAAAUGAGUCCACACCAAAAGGCCCCCUUGAGCCUUUAGCCACCACCCAGUGGCAGCGCAACUCUGACCUGACCCCAGAAGCCUGGCAGCAGCAGGUGGACCAGCAAUUUCAGCAGCAAGAAAGUGAGAAGGAGGCUGAAUCCUGGGGCAACCAUAGCACUUCUCAACAAAAGUCCCAUCAAUCUAAAUCGGUUUUUAAGAAUAGUAAAACCAUGAUCAUAAAAAAUAUAAAGCCCACCACCACAGUGGAGACCAUCCUCAAAGCCUUGGAUCCCUUCGCAUAUCUAGAUGAGAGGAACGUCCGCCUCAUCAAAGCCAAGACACCUGGAGCAAACUGCUUCUGCUUUGUUGACAUGGACUCCCAUGAGCAAGUGACUCGCUUGGUUGAUCUUCUGCUGACAAAACCUGUUCCCCUUUGUAUCGAUGGAGUCAGAGUGUAUGCAGAGGUUGCCAGACCCCUAAAGAACCAAAAUUUCAGACAAGAGCCUGUGCAACCAAACAGUUCUUCCCCAGGGUGUCCACCUCCAGCUAACGUGAUUGAGAAACCACAUCAGUUGUUCCAGCCUCCACCUUUUCUGCAGCCACCUCCUGGAAUGCAAGCUGCCUGCAGUUAUCCACCUUUGUCUGCAGAUCCCAGUCAGGGAGCAGCCUACGACACAAGCAAAACUCUGGAUCCGUCCUGCCACGCGACUAAAGAUCAUGUGCCAGCUGAUUCCACUGCCAGCCUAGACCCAUUAAAAAGCUUUACAUAUGAUCCUGACACUCCAGAUAUGUCAAACUACCUUUAUGACGCCACAUCUGGCUUCUUCUAUGACCCCGAGACCACCCUGUACUUCGAUCCUGGCUCCAGAUACUUCUAUAACGCUCAAAACCAAGAGUAUCUCUACUGGGAUGCUGUGACUAAAAUGUAUGUCCCGGUGCCUGGAGGGACCCCCACAGAGAUCCAAUCUGUAACCAUGACUGCCGAAGACCAGGCCAUUCUCUCCAACCCUGCCGCAGAUGCUCCCCUUGACAUGAAGAAACCGUCAGCCGAUCCAAUUCUUACCACUGCUCCUCCACAACCACCCGUCUCAGCCGGCAGCUUUAAGCAAGAGGCUGGCCAGACUUCAUCUCCUGACAAGAAAGAAGAGGACGACUUGACUAGAAAAGACAAAGACAACAAGGAUGAGAGGCCAAAAAGUCUUGCUGCUGUUAAGAUCAUGAAAGAUAUGGAGCGCUGGGCAAAAAUCCAAAACCGCCAAAAGGAAGGCGUCCGUUCUCAGUCUCCUUUGCUAAAAAGUGGAAUGGACGACGAUAGGAGACAGUCCAAGUCAGCGGAUGCCGGUUUUGCAAUUUUUGAGAGGAAGAAUGCAGCUGGUGAAGAUCUCUUUAAGAAACCUCUCACCCCACUGAAAAAAGAAAAGUCAAAGCUGCCAAUCGGCUCCUUGGGAAUGCUGGCGUCAGACUACGCUGCAGGAAGUGACGAAGAAGUGGAGGAGGACAAGGAGGACGUGGCAAAGAGCGACCAGGUCAAACCGUGUGAGGACAAGGAGGACAAGCUGACCGACUGGAAGAAGAUGGCGUGUUUGCUGUGCAGGAGACAAUUUCCUAACAAGGACGCUCUGAUCCGCCAUCAGCAGCUCUCCGACCUCCACAAACAAAACUUGGAGAUCCACCAGAAGAUCAAGAAGUCCAAGAAGGAGCUAGAGGCCCUGGAGAACCAGGAAAAAGAAGUACGUCCAAUGAAAAAACUGAGCACCAGAGAAACUGUCAGGUCACCUGACCAGAAGAAGAGGAAAAAUUACCAACAGCAGUCUCAGCAUCAAAACACCUGGGCUGCAGGAUCGAGAGAGACCAGUAAAGUCAGUGAGCGACCAGGUUUAGGCUCAGAACCUCCUCCACCUCGCCGUCAGAAGAAAGAACACGCCGCUUGGGACCACGCCACCUACAAGCAAGCAGUUCGCAAAGCCAUGUUUGCACGCUUCAAGGAACUGGAGUGAAGUUUGUUGCAAUGGACAAUACUUGUUUUAUGUACUGUAAAAACCUAACACUCGCUGGACUUUUUUUAUUUGACUUCCUCAUUUUUGGUGUGCAUUUUGUACAAUUGGCACAUUUUUACAUAAAACACAUCAACUGAA
This is a messenger RNA of Entelurus aequoreus (snake pipefish), 4175 nucleotides long. It is a transcript of the gene rbm6, whose product is annotated as RNA binding motif protein 6. The record is from RefSeq and is a predicted model, not a curated record. The transcript has 23 exons. Gene Ontology annotation, biological process: mRNA splicing, via spliceosome. Lineage: Eukaryota; Metazoa; Chordata; Actinopteri; Syngnathiformes; Syngnathidae. Gene Ontology annotation, cellular component: nucleus. Bases 135 to 4037 code for a protein of 1300 amino acids. Gene Ontology annotation, molecular function: RNA binding.